This is a messenger RNA of Eptesicus fuscus (big brown bat), 4464 nucleotides long. It is a transcript of the gene ATXN7L3, whose product is annotated as ataxin 7 like 3. NCBI's taxonomy places the organism in Eukaryota, Metazoa, Chordata, Mammalia, Chiroptera, Vespertilionidae. Gene Ontology annotation, cellular component: SAGA complex; DUBm complex. Gene Ontology annotation, molecular function: transcription coactivator activity. Bases 789 to 1958 code for a protein of 389 amino acids. The transcript is spliced from 13 exons. Gene Ontology annotation, biological process: positive regulation of DNA-templated transcription; regulation of transcription by RNA polymerase II. The record is from RefSeq and is a predicted model, not a curated record.
GCGGGGCAGGGCCGGCCGGGGAGGGGGCGCGGGGCCUUUGUUAGGAAGCCAGGCCCCAGCCCCCGGGACAAUAGAGACACCCUCCCGGACUCCUCUUCCCGGCCGGCCGGGGCUGUCGGCGGGUGGGAAAGGAGAGGGGCCGGGAGGCGUCCCACUCUGUCCACUCUCUGAGGGUCGGUCUGUCCCGGACCGGCGCCGGCCCUCCGGCGGCUCGGCUCUCCUCCCCCAGUCGGUAUGAUGCAGCAGCAGUGCCGCAGGGACGGGGGACGAGCCGAGGCCCGGCCCCCUACCCUCCCAAGUGCCCCUGGCUCAUUUGUCAGUCCCCACCCCGCUCUAGGCCGGCUGCUCCUUAAACUCGUACCCACCGUUCCGAGGGGCCCCGGACUGUGGGCGCUGUUUCUGAAGCCUUUGGUGGGGAUUCCUGGACUUUGGGGCUCUUGGAGAGACUUCCGGGCAGAUCCUGAGGGAGGGAGGGUGGUUAUCUAAAAGAAGAACAGGUAAGGGGAGUGCCCACUCCUGGCAUGUCAUCCCACCGGGCUCUACCCCCUCUUGCUCAUGGUGACUAGAAAUGCCCCUUUAGCUCUAGGUUUCUGUGGACUUUGCUUCCCUCCUACAGUGGAAGGCUUGUUUCAAGGGAAGUCAUUGGGGUGAAGGUUGUAGGGUCUUAGGGCCAUUCCUACUUCUGGUAGCAGUACCCCCCCAAGUGGACAUCCUGGCUGAAAGCAGAGCCGUGUUGCCGCCCGCUGUGCUAUGAGCAGUCAGAGCGCCGUCUCCACAAGAGUUUACAAAUGAAAAUGGAGGAAAUGUCUUUGUCUGGCCUGGAUAACAGCAAACUAGAGGCCAUCGCUCAGGAGAUAUACGCUGACCUGGUCGAGGAUUCUUGUUUGGGAUUCUGCUUUGAGGUACACCGGGCUGUCAAGUGUGGCUACUUCUUCCUGGACGACACGGAUCCUGAUAGCAUGAAGGAUUUUGAGAUCGUGGACCAGCCGGGGUUGGACAUCUUUGGACAGGUUUUCAACCAGUGGAAGAGCAAGGAGUGUGUUUGCCCCAAUUGCAGUCGCAGCAUUGCCGCUUCCCGCUUUGCUCCCCAUCUGGAGAAGUGCCUAGGAAUGGGUCGGAACAGCAGUCGAAUCGCCAACCGCCGGAUUGCCAAUAGCAACAGCAUGAACAAGUCUGAGAGUGACCAAGAGGAUAAUGAUGACAUCAAUGACAACGACUGGUCCUAUGGCUCAGAGAAAAAAGAUUGGGAACUUAAAGUGACCCUGCCCUUUAUCCUUUUGUCCUACACAGCCAAGAAGAGAAAAUCAGACAAGCUAUGGUAUCUCCCAUUCCAGAACCCCAAUUCCCCUCGAAGAUCCAAGUCUUUAAAACACAAAAAUGGGUUCUCUGUCUGUACCUCUGCAUCAAACACCCUUCCCCUUCUUUUUUCUUCUUCAGGGGAACUUAGCAAUUCGGAUCCUUUUAAGUAUAACAGCUCAGCUGGGAUCAGCUACGAGACCUUGGGACCGGAGGAGCUGCGUAGCCUGCUCACCACGCAAUGUGGGGUGAUUUCUGAACACACCAAGAAGAUGUGCACAAGGUCCCUGCGCUGCCCCCAGCAUACGGAUGAGCAGCGGCGAGCCGUGCGGAUUUACUUCCUUGGACCCUCCGCUGUCCUUCCAGAGGUCGAGAGUUCCCUGGAUAAUGACAGCUUUGACAUGACUGACAGCCAGGCCCUGAUCAGCCGGCUUCAGUGGGAUGGCUCCUCCGAUCUCUCACCCUCUGAUUCAGGCUCCUCCAAGACGAGUGAGAAUCAGGGAUGGGGUCUAGGUACCAACAGCUCUGAGUCACGGAAAACCAAGAAAAAGAAAUCCCAUCUGAGCCUGGUAGGGACUGCCUCCGGCCUGGGCUCUAACAAGAAGAAAAAGCCAAAGCCACCGGCACCCCCAACGCCCAGCAUCUACGAUGACAUCAACUGACUUGGGUGCAAGGGAUAGCCUUUGGCUAAGCAGAGCCCUCUCUCCCGACCCCCACCCAGGUGGCAUAGCCUGGCAAAUGGACGGCUGUUGGGGGUCUGGGCUUGGGAAGCUUGGUGGGCCCGGCAGGCAGAGGAUCCAAUUAUGCGCCCCUGGGGGGUGUCAGGAUCCUCUGCGAGGAGUACGACCCCUCGGCAUGCAGGACUCAGACCUGGACAUACUAUGCCUUGGACAUAAGUUUGGUGGGGAGGCGGUUUUCAUAUUUAUUCUGUGAGUUACUGGAUGUCCAGCUAGGCCAGGGGCCUGACCUGGGCACUCUGCCAGGGCACUGCCUGCCCCCCAACCCAGGAACUGGACUAAGCCCUGCCGAGGAGCAUUGUGGCUACCUGGGAGGCUGUGGGUUAGAAGCUGAGCCUGGAGGGGGCCUCCCCCAGCUGCCCUCAGCAAUGUGAAUGGGUCCGGUGCUUGGAGCUGAGGGGCAGGGCUGGGCAUGUCCUGUCUGUGUGCAGAAUCCUAUCAAAUGCCCCAAAUCCCAGGGGUAGGCAGGCACAGUGAGCUGUCUGCUGAGGUAGGCGUCCAGAACUGCCGCUGCCUUCCCUGCCCCUCACAGGGGCAGCCCUUUCCCCUCAGUCCCCAUGGGCCUCCUCAGCAGCAGGAGCUGUCCUUUUGUUGUUGGGUGCCAGGAAAGGGCCUCCAGCCUCUACAGCUUCAAAGACUGGGCCAGGGGAGGGAGGAAGAGGGAGUUGUGUAUCAAAAUGACUCCCCCUACCUUUUCUCCCUGAUCCAGGGCUGGUGAGGAGUGGGGCCCCAAGGUGAGAGGGAACGGUGCUGCUUUAUUUGAAAUGUUUUCUUACCUCAUUCCCUGCCCCAGGAAGGGGCUCAGCCUCACCCUCCUGGGGUGGCCCCAUGUUCCUCCUGCCUACCCUGCCCCAUUGGCCUUCCAGGGCAGCCCAUGUUCCCAACUGCUGCUUGCUACCCCCUCUUCCACCUUGACCAGCUUCAGUUCCUCUCGAUGCUCCUGCCUCCAAAGCCUGCCCUGUUUCCCCUUCCUUAGCCGCUUUUAAGUUAUUUAUUCUGUACUUGUGGUUUGGGGCUCUGAGGAAAAUCCUGAUCUUUACCUCUUCCCCUUUGCUAGGAGUGGGGUGGGAAGAGGGUAGUCUCUGUGCUCUGGGGUAUCAGUAGAGGGGAAGGGAUAUCAUGUCUAGGCAUUGCCCUUCUGUGGACUGUCAUGCCAGUGUGCCCACCUGCCUGGUCUACAUCCUAAAGAGAUGUGCAAUCCCACCUCCAUGCGGGCACCAUCACUCCCAGGAGCUGAGUUGGAGGAAUGCAGACUGGGCUGGGAGCAGAGCUGACUGACACAGGUGGAGUUGACCCUAAGCCAAGUUCUCUGGCAUUUGCUGGAUGUGUCCCCUGCCCUCCUCCCAGGAGGAGUUAUCCCACAUUGGGUAGUAGUACCCAGGACUUGUUGGACUGAUUUGGGUUAGGGAUCCUAGAGGGUUAAGGGAGCAACAUAGAUGGGGUUGUAGUACCCUGUCUGGAACCCCAACCUCCCCCUGGGAUGGUUCUACUUGUGGCUGAUGCCUGGUUGCAAAUUUGUUUUUAACCCAAGAAUUGUGAUUAUUUUUCAAGAAGCCAAACAAAUUUUGUCAGGAGUUAGAAUAAAUUAUGGGGCCUGGGCUCCUCUGUUCUUGACACCCUACCCCACACCCCAUUUCCCGCCCCCAGUCUUCUCCCUCUGAGGGGAAGCCAGAGGUAAAGGAGGAUCUCAGCCAGCCUCCAGCCUGCUUCCAAAUGAUGGCCUGGAAGUAGGUUGAAGGUGAAGGGAGGAAGGCCAGGGGCCAUUCUCCCUUCUGAGAGGCAGCUGCAGUUCAGGCCCUAAUAUACCCUUUCCCCUCUGGCCUCUCCCAUUCUCCCCUUCUGGUUGGAGGAGAGAGAAGUGGGAAGUAGUUUGGGAACGGGUUUGUCCACAUCCACUUCCCUUUUGUUCCUCAGGCCACCUCAGGGCAGAGCCCCCUGCCCAAGCUGGGUAAGAGAUGGGCUUGGUCCAACUGGGACCCUGAGAACAAAUCCCUACCCUGUCCUUCCCAGGAGAGUAUGCCCCCCUACCAUGUAGUUGAACAGGGGCUAAGAGCUCCCCAGUCCCCUCCCUCUAACAGCAGGCUGUGUGGGUUUCAAUUCCCAUCCUUCCCACCCUGGCUAGGUGUCGUCCACCCUGUAUCCUAUCAUGUGUCUGAGUGUGUGUGGGGGGUUCUGUACUAAUUUCCAUGGCCGGUGGCUUUUCCUUCCAUGCAUCACUCCCCCCCGCAUGCCCAGGGGCCACCCGCCUGGCAUUACCGCAUGCUGGGGUCAUUGGGGGAGGGGGGUGGGGGCUCACGCUGUCCUGUGGUCUUGAGAUUUUUAUUUUUGCAUAUGUAAUCCAUCUUGUACAGGUAGCUAACUUUGUAAACGCUGUGUAUUUCCCCUGCCCCUCAUGGCUGCUGGUGUAAAUAAACUGCAUCUCCCGUUGGUA